AUGAUGAUGAAAUGGACACACCACAGGCCAAACACAGGGGUAUCCAUGAGUCAGCCCAAGAUUUUCAGGAAGAAGAGACAGGAGUCUCGUUACCACGGUGGGUCGCAGUCGCGGUACCAGCCAAAUAGGCCUAAUAAUCAUCAUAAUACAGCUGGAAAUGUUAACGUCAAUCGUUCUUUGGGGAAAAGAAAUCCAAGAGGUAAGUUCAACAGGCCCAGUAAUGGACCUGAAACGAGUGGAUCGAGGUUCGAAGGUCAUGGCAGUAUACCUAGGGGCCCCAGGGCUAUGGGGUCAAGUGCAGAAAGCGCUGGAGAUUCUCAUUCAAGAAAUAUUUUUGGCAAGAAACCUUUGGCAUUGAUAUCGUUUCAAGAUGUGAAAUCCAGCUUCCAACCGUUGGCACAAGUCGGAGAAGGUACCUAUGGGAAAGUUUAUAAGGCGGAGAACGUACAUACUGGGAAACUUAUCGCUUUGAAGAGGCUUAGGUUGGAGCAAGAGCGUGAUGGGUUUCCAAUAACUUCUAUUCGUGAAAUUAAACUAUUACAACAGUUGAACCAUCCAAACAUUAGUUUGAUCCAUGAGAUUAUCGUAUCGGAUAAAAAUACAAUUUCUAUGGGAUUCCAGUACAUGGAGAACGAUUUGUCAGGGAUGUUAAUGGAUAAAUCGAUCCAGUUUUCCGAUUCCAACAUUAAGCACUUGAUGAAGCAAUUGUUCGUUGGGUUACAGUAUUUGCACCAACAGCAAAUAGUACACAGAGACAUCAAGGGAUCGAAUUUAUUGAUAGAUAACAGAGGUAACUUGAAGAUAACAGAUUUCGGUCUUGCCAAGAAACUAACGGACGUUUCUUCUCCAGCCUCCAAUACCAACAGAGUCAUUACGCUUUGGUACAGGCCUCCCGAACUACUUCUAGGGGCAACAGACUAUAAAUACGAGGUGGAUUGUUGGGGAUGUGGGUGUCUCUUAGUGGAAUUGUUUGCAGGGGCUGCCAUAUUCCCAGGUUCUAACGAAGUAGAUCAAUUCCAGCGAAUAUUGAGCAUCAUGGGAAGUCCGACUUUGGAACAAUGGCCCAAGAUGUUAGAUAUGCCGUGGUGGUUCAUGCUUGUACCACAAAUAUCUAAGACUUACAAGAACGUAUUCUUCGAUGAGUUCAGCAAAGUACCGCAGGAUGCCCUAGAUUUGGCAUCCAAAUUGUUACGAUACGAUCAGGAUACAAGAUUCACGACAACUGAAGCAUUACAGCAUCAUUACUUCACAAAUGAACCCAAACCACAACCUCUACUCUUGGGACCCGAGUUCAAAGGUUCGCACGAGUACGAAGUGAAAAAGAUCAGAAGGAAGGAGCGCGAACGCCAGAAGGAGACCACCGUUUAG
This is a messenger RNA of Kluyveromyces lactis, 1368 nucleotides long. It is a transcript of the gene CTK1, whose product is annotated as cyclin-dependent serine/threonine protein kinase CTK1. NCBI's taxonomy places the organism in Eukaryota, Fungi, Ascomycota, Saccharomycetes, Saccharomycetales, Saccharomycetaceae. Gene Ontology annotation, molecular function: ATP binding; cyclin-dependent protein serine/threonine kinase activity; RNA polymerase II CTD heptapeptide repeat kinase activity. Gene Ontology annotation, cellular component: nucleus; cyclin/CDK positive transcription elongation factor complex. Gene Ontology annotation, biological process: protein phosphorylation; positive regulation of transcription elongation by RNA polymerase II; transcription elongation by RNA polymerase II. The record is from RefSeq and is a predicted model, not a curated record. Bases 1 to 1368 code for a protein of 455 amino acids. The transcript has a single exon.